CCCCACCAAGAGCCGGGCCCUGCAGAAGGUGAAGUCCCCGGGCACCGUGCGCCGCCUCUCCAUGAAGAUGAAGAAGCUUCCAGAGCUCCGGAGGAAGCUGAGCCUCCGGAAUGCCCGUUCCCGAGGCCAUGAGGAGGGAGCAUCCCCCUCGGAGAGGAAGGAAUCCAGCAACGUCAUCAGCCGCUACCACUUGGACACCAGCGUGGCCUCGCCACGGGCCAAAGCCACCACCAGAGGUGGCUACUUGAGUGAUGGAGACUCUCCAGAGCUUCCCGUGAAGGCCAAACCACGUUGUGAUCCAGAAGAGGUGGAUCUGGGCUUGGAUGUGGGCUCUUUCCACCCUUACAGCAGCGGGGAGAUGCCACCACGCUGCGGGCAGCGCAUCUCAGGCUUGGUGAGCGUCCACCUCCAUGGUGUGAAGGACCUGAAGCCACCCCGAGGCGACGGGCGGGAGGUCUUCUGCGUCUUGCAGGUGGACGCGGCCAAGCGGGCCCGCACGGCGCUGUUGUCCUGCAAGACGGGCUCCCUGGGGCUCAACCACACCUUCAACCUGGAGCUGGAGGGUGCCCAGCACCUCAAGGUGAUGGUGUUCUCCUGGGAUGCCACCUCCUGCCGCAACCGGCUCUGCUGCCACGGCACCGUGGUGCUGCCACACAUCUUCCGAGGGUGCCGUGCGCAGCAGUUGGCUGUGAGGUUGCAACCACGGGGUGUCCUCUACUCCAAGUUCACCUUGGUGGAGCGAUGGGAGCGUCCCAGUGAGCAGGAGCCCCGUGUCUUCGGUGUGGAGCUGGGUCAACUGGUGGAAAGGGAGAAGACGGCCACCAAGGUGCCGUUGAUCAUCCAGAAGUGUGUGGCUGAGAUAGAGAAACGUGGCCUCAAGGUGGUGGGCCUCUACCGCUUGUGCGGCUCCGCUGCCGUCAAGAAGGAGCUUCGCGACGCCUUCGAGCGCGACAGCGCGGCCGUGACCCUGUCGGAGCAGCUCUACCCCGACAUCAACGUCAUCACGGGGAUCCUGAAGGAUUUCCUGCGGGAGCUGCCCACGCCGCUCAUCACCCCCCGGCUCCACCACGUGGUGCUGGAGGCCAUGGCCAGGAGGAGGGAGCAGGACGCGGUCACCCUGCUGGAGUGUCUGCCCGACGUCGAGAAGGCCACCCUGACGCGGCUCCUGGACCACCUGAGCCUGGUGGCCUCGCACCAGCACCUGAACCGCAUGAACCCGCAGAACAUCGCCGUGUGCUUCGGGCCGGUCUAAUUUUUUUUAGCAAAGAGAUUCACCCACAGCAGCACCCACAGCCAGGACAUGGCCAGCGCCGUGGACUUCAAGAGGCACAUCGAGGUGCUGCACUACCUGCUGCAGGCCUGGCCGG
Nestor notabilis (Kea) is the source of this 1367-nucleotide messenger RNA. RefSeq names its product synapse defective 1, Rho GTPase, homolog 1 (C. elegans) (gene SYDE1). The transcript has 6 exons. Gene Ontology annotation, biological process: signal transduction. The annotation marks the transcript as partial. The record is from RefSeq and is a predicted model, not a curated record. Lineage: Eukaryota; Metazoa; Chordata; Aves; Psittaciformes; Psittacidae.